GCUUACGCUGGAAUCUCGCGGUCAACUGUCUCGAUAGCCGACAGUUGCCUGUUCACUCGAUGGCUCCUCUCAACCAAACCCAGAUGACACCGGCUUCGCAGGACCCGUCAGCGCCGCCAAGGGGAGGUGGCGGCUCGGCCAUCAUCGCCGGGCUCCUGGUCCCGCACGCCGUCUGCACCAUCUUUAUAGCCACGCGGGCGUGGUCGCGGCUGCGGGUGCUGCACAAGUGGUUCCUCGAUGACACACUCAUCGUUGCCGCCUGGGUCUUCUCGACCGCCGUCUGCGUCGUCUACACCAUCGCCGCCGAGCUGCCCAGCAUCGCGCAGUCCAUGGUGCUCACGGCCAGCAGGGACGCGGGCCCGCUGGGCGACGAGGACGUCCGGCCGUACCUGCUGCGGACGUACCUCGGCCUCAUCUUCUACCAGAUGUGCCUUUGUCUCACCAAGCUCUCCAUCCUGAGCUUCUACCUGCGCAUGUUCAGCUCGCGGCCGCUCGAGCGCCGGCUCGCCUGGGCGACCGUCUGCCUCGUCCUCGCCUUCGGCCUGCCCCUGCUCGCCAUGAGCAUCUUCCAGUGCCACCCGGUCACGGGCGAGUUCUUUGGCAGCCGCGGCGGCGGCGGCGGCGGCGGCGGCGGGCCGCUGCUGUGCUUCUCCUUCACGCCGCUCCUCAUCGCCAGCGCGAGCCUGCACACCGUCACCGACGCCUGGCUGAUAGUGCUGGUAGUGCCCUGCGUCUGGACGCUGGAGCUGCCGCCGCGCCAGAGGGCGGCGCUCGGCGUCGUGCUCUCGCUCGGCGUCUUCGUCAUGGCCGCCAGCCUGACGCGCCUGCAGCUCUCGCUGCACGCCAACCUCCGGCCCAGCGGCUCCGGCGUCCAGGCCACCGACGCGCUGGCCUUCUUCGUAAUGACCAUCCUCGAGUGCGACGUCGCGCUCAUCUGCGCCUGCGCCCCGACCCUGCGCCCGCUGCUGGCCAGGUUGUGGCCCCGCUCCAGCAUGGGCGAGGACCCGGCCAAGCGGCGGACGUCGGGGCGGACAGGCGGUGGCGGCGGCGGCGGGCGACGUCUCGCACGGCGUCGCACCCACAGCGCGAACCUGACGAGCAUUAUCAGCCACCAAGGAGUCUAUCCCUGGGCGGCCAAGAGCGAAGCAGACAGCGCAUCUAGCAAGCAGAGACACCAGCAGAACCAGGCAACACUUCAGCAGGCUCGGAUCCCAGUGCCGCCGGCGCCGACCCACUCAGUCGCUUACCGGACGCCGACGACGCUGAGCCUGAAGAGCCUCAUGAGCGUUGUCUCCCCCCGGAGCCGAAGCGCGACGGUGACGGACCGCGCCGAGGACCGGGCGGUCCUACUCCGGGACGGAGACUCCAUGGAGCGGCGCAGGCGAAGCUCCGCAGGGAGCCACGGGCACGAGAGGACAAGAGCGGACAACACCGGCAAGGGCAACCGCAACAGCAACGGCGCCGGCGCCGGGGAGUGGUCGCACAGCCAGGAGAGCUUCGUGCUGGGGAUGAACGACCCUGCCAGCCCGCACAGGCUGAGCCCCGUCUCGGGCUUCAGCGGUCCGACGCUGGCGGACGCCGACAGCCAAUCGAGCGGCGAUGAGGGUGCUGGGUUGGAGAUGGGGAGACAGACGAGGGCAAGGACGAGGACGUCCUAGUCUAGAGGGCGAGUCUGUG
Messenger RNA from Gaeumannomyces tritici R3-111a-1, 1677 nucleotides. Its product is annotated as integral membrane protein. The transcript has a single exon. NCBI's taxonomy places the organism in Eukaryota, Fungi, Ascomycota, Sordariomycetes, Magnaporthales, Magnaporthaceae. The coding region runs from base 60 to 1658 and encodes 532 amino acids. The record is from RefSeq and is a predicted model, not a curated record.